Macadamia integrifolia is the source of this 2180-nucleotide messenger RNA. Its product is annotated as protein NRT1/ PTR FAMILY 5.6-like. The record is from RefSeq and is a predicted model, not a curated record. The transcript is spliced from 4 exons. NCBI's taxonomy places the organism in Eukaryota, Viridiplantae, Streptophyta, Magnoliopsida, Proteales, Proteaceae. Gene Ontology annotation, cellular component: membrane. Gene Ontology annotation, biological process: transmembrane transport. Gene Ontology annotation, molecular function: transmembrane transporter activity. Bases 223 to 2052 code for a protein of 609 amino acids.
AAGAGAGUUGGCAUUUUCAACAAUAAAGUGGGAAAUGGAUCUGUGAGGAAGAUUCACAACAGGAGUAAAGAAAGUUCAUAUGUCACAUUAAAGCGGGAAAUGGAGAAGGAUUUCAUCAAGAAGAAUUUUAAGAGCAGAGGCUGUGGAAAUAGGAGGCGAAGUACUAGCUCAACUUGAGAAAUAGGAAAGAGAAGAAACUCAACUUGAGUGCGAAAGUCGAACAUGUGGGAAAGGAGAGAGAUGCAGAUCGGCCCAAGAUUUUCGCUCAUUCCAUUUUUUGCCCAUUUGCCUUUGCUGAAUUUUGUGAGGAUGUCACUCAGCAGCUGGAUGAUUAUCUCAUCAAGGGCUCUAAUUUCCAUUGCAGUUUUAGGUUUGGUUUUUGCCCAAAGCAUGGUGAAGUAUGGGAUUAUGUCCAUACUGAUGGUAUACUUAACGGAUGAUCGGAAUUUGAGCACAUCAGAUGCUGCAGUAACAAAGAAUGUGGGCGAGGGGGUAGGAGCGAUAUUAAAGGUUGUCAUGGCUCACAUCACUUAUGUUCAUCUAAAUCGUUUCCACAUCAUCUCCUCAGGCUUUUGGAUCUAUACCAUGGGAUUGUAUGUCUUAUAUGAUAACUGUUACGCUAGUUAUCAGGACCCCAACACCCUCAACGAGGAUGCGGAGUGUGACAAUACCAUCGGUAUGAUGGGGCUCUAUACUGGAUUGGUCUGCAUAACAAUUGGGAGCGCAGGACAAGAAUCUCGUUUGAAAGAAUUCGUUCUUGAGCAGUUCAAAGGAAUGUGUGGAGACAAAGAACGUGCAGAGACCAUUCAAAAAUUAACAUGGUUCUUUGGUUCUGUACUUGGAAUUAUUGUCGCCAUUUAUAUCAAAUAUCUAACCAAAACUUGGGAUGCGGUCUUUGAAAUUUCAUGUUUAGUGAUGGGAGGCUCACUUUUAUUUUCCUUAUCUGCCUUAAAAUGGUACCACUAUGGAGAAUUAACUGAGACCUCUCUUAAUCGUUUUUUGCGUGCUAUGGUGGCUGUGCUCCUUAAGGGACUUUGCCAAGACCCUCUUGAUGAUACCAGUGAUCAGCUCAAUGAGAGAGAUGCAGCAGUGCUUGAUAAUUCUGAUUUCUGCAGAUGGUUGGAUAAAGCAGCUAUGGCUGAACCUUUAAUGAGUAUGAAAGAGCAAGAAAACAAUUGGAGGGUUUGCACAGAGACAGAAGUAAAGGAAGCAAAAGUUAUCAUAUCAACGGUUCCUAUCUGGCCAUCCAUGUUACUGUAUGGUCUAGUAAAAGCUACAGGGAGCACCUUCUUUAUAGACCAAGCCUCCAACUUACAAAGCCCAAUAUUCAACAAUAUAGACGUUGCUAUUGUUGCCCUUUAUGUGAUUCAGUCACUGUCCACUUCGGCAAUCUGUGGUGUAUAUAAGCUGCUCCCAAAGAGGUUGAGGAAAGGAAGAACUGCACUAAUUCGAAUUGGUGCCGGAUUAUUUUUAACCAUAAUUUGCUUUCUCAUUGCUUGGAGGGUUGAAAUUCGAAGAUUAAGUUCCGAUAAUGGCAAUGGCAUGAGCAUAUUUUGGGUAGUUCCCCAAUUUUGCUUGCUAGGGUUUAUGGAAGGACUAACAGAAGUUGGCAUACAACAGUACAUUUCUGAGCAAGUUAGUGCACCUGAAAGAUCUGACAGUCCGACUGCAAGUGACUUGAUGACUGGAAUUGGAACACUACUUGGUGCUGUUUUGAGUCUUGCUUUUUCAAAAACCCUAGAUCAAAGUCAGUUUGAUAAGUAUUACAUGGUGAUGAUGAUAGUAAGCGGUUUCAACUUCUUUUUAUACUGUAGCAUCUCAACUACGUCCAAAUUUCUGAUGAGGUACAAGACCAGGAGGAUUGGAUUGCUUACUCAUGAUCAUGAGGGAGACGACCACAGUACUGAUGUUGAUGAUGAUGUUGAAGCUUCAACGGCACCAUUAGACAGAGGCAGGAAAAGACUUCCAAUAUUCCAGACCAUAAUCAAAAUUCUGAGGAAUUCACCAAAAACCAUGGGGAAAUUAGUAAUUAAAUUGAUUCCUGAAUUUUGAUUUUAGGAAGGAAAAAAAAAAAAAAAAACUUGGAUUCUUUAUUUUGAAUUGAACCUAGCUCCUCCUCUUGCAUGUAUUAUAUAUUUUAUCCUAUUAAUUAUAUAUACUGUUAGUGGUUUGUAAUGUAA